Capsella rubella is the source of this 1808-nucleotide messenger RNA. RefSeq names its product BTB/POZ and MATH domain-containing protein 1. NCBI's taxonomy places the organism in Eukaryota, Viridiplantae, Streptophyta, Magnoliopsida, Brassicales, Brassicaceae. Bases 312 to 1667 code for a protein of 451 amino acids. Gene Ontology annotation, molecular function: protein binding. Gene Ontology annotation, biological process: protein ubiquitination. The transcript is spliced from 5 exons. The record is from RefSeq and is a predicted model, not a curated record.
UUCUUUUUCAUUUUCAGUUCCACCGACGUCAUCGAUCUACCCUUACGCUCCCUCUCUGCCGGAGACUUCCGUCGAUUCUCAAACCCCUCCGGUCUUUCUCUUCUUUCGAUUCCUGACUCCAAUUUCGUUCCUUUUCUGAUUUCUCUCAAAACCCCUAAAAAAAUAUUCCUUUUUUUCGAUCCCUCCUGAAUCUGGAUUUUUUAUUUUAUUUUUCUGUAUUCUUCCUAAAAUUUCAAGAUUUUGAUUUGAUUCCGUCUGAGAUUUGUCUAGAUAGAAGAUUUCUUUUUGUUUUUGGGAUCCUCGUAUUGUUGAUGGGCACAACUAGGGUUUGCGCGGAUGUUUCUUCUGGAUCUUCGAAAUCGCUUAGCCAGUCUCUCACGGUGUCGACAUCGACCACGGAAACCGUCAAUGGCUUCCAUGAGUUCAAGAUCUGUGGCUAUUCCCUCGCCAAAGGGGUUGGUGUCGGCAAAUACGUCGCUUCCGAUACGUUUAUGAUCGGUGGUUACUCGUGGGCAAUCUACUUUUAUCCUGAUGGGAAGAGUCCAGAGGAUAACUCGUCUUACGUUUCUUUGUUCAUAGCACUCGCUAGCGAAGGAGCUGAUGUGAGGGCUCUGUUUGAGCUCACGCUUGUGGAUCAGAGUGGUAAUGGGAAGCAUAAGGUUCAUAGCCAUUUUGGUAGAGCUCUUGAAAGCGGUCCUUAUACUCUCAAGUAUCGUGGAAGCAUGUGGGGAUACAAACGGUUUUUCAGGAGGUCCAGUUUAGAAUCGUCGGAUUAUUUGAAGGAGAAUAGUCUAUUGGUUAGGUGCCGUGUGGGUGUGGUGAAGUCGGUCACGGAGGGGCCAAGGUGUUACAAUAUCCCUGUGCCAGUCUCUAACUUGGGACAACAGUUGGGAAAUCUUCUGGAAAGUGGGAAAGGCUGUGAUGUUAUGUUCCAAGUUGAUGGGGAAACAUUCAACGCACACAAAUUGGUUCUUGCAACGCGUUCCCCAGUUUUCAAGGCACAGCUUUUUGGCCCGUUAGGAGAUCGAAAUACCAAAUGCAUAACGAUAGAAGACAUGCAAGCACCCAUUUUCAAGGUCCUUCCUUUAACCCUCUUUCUGGGAUUACAUCUCUUAGAUCUGGGAAUGAUUGUCUAUUCACGGAUGUACCAUCCGGGAUCUUCUCCUGGGGCGCCACUCCUGUUCUCGAGUUUACUCACCCGGGAUAAGGUAUUGCUCCAUUUUAUCUACUGGGACGAAUUGCCUGAUAUGGAAGAGUUAAUGGGCGCUGACUCUACAUUGGCGUCUACUCUUAUAGCUCAGCAUCUGCUUGCAGCGGCAGACCGCUAUGCUCUUGAGCGGCUUAAAGCAAUCUGUGAGUUAAAACUCUGUGAAGGGAUAGCCGUAAACACAGUUGCAACUACCUUGGCCCUAGCGGAGCAGCAUCAUUGUUCCCAACUAAAAGCAGUGUGUCUCAAAUUCGUGGCAUUGCCAGAGAACCUGAAAGCUGUGAUGCAAACAGAUGGGUUUGAUUAUCUGAAAAAGAGUUGCCCGUCUUUACUAACUGAGCUAUUGGAGUAUGUGGCAAGGCUGAGUGAACAUUCUGUUAUAGCUUCUGGGCAUCGAAAAGAAAUAUUUGCUGAUGGUUGUGAUGCUAAUGGAAGACGAGUGAAGCCUCGGUUGCACUGAACGUAGAGAUUGAAGAAAGAUUUGUGCAUUGUAUAAUCUCUGUUAAGGAUAAUAUAGCUGAUCUAAUCCAAUCCAGCAAUUACAAUGAAUCUUUUUCAAUGUUUUUCUCAUAAAUCAAUAUCCAAUGAAAUUUGGGAAUUA